Messenger RNA from Pollicipes pollicipes, 3939 nucleotides. Its product is annotated as protocadherin Fat 1. The transcript has 21 exons. Gene Ontology annotation, cellular component: cell-cell junction; plasma membrane. Gene Ontology annotation, biological process: homophilic cell-cell adhesion. Gene Ontology annotation, molecular function: calcium ion binding. NCBI's taxonomy places the organism in Eukaryota, Metazoa, Arthropoda, Thecostraca, Pollicipedomorpha, Pollicipedidae. Bases 1 to 3939 code for a protein of 1312 amino acids. The record is from RefSeq and is a predicted model, not a curated record.
AUGCCCAACGACGAAGAACGCGUCGGGCGGGCCAACGCCACUGGUGCGGGCGACGGACGGCGGCAAGCCGGUGCGCUCGUCGGUGGCGCGGGUGCUGCUCACCGUGCUGGAGGAGGGGCCGCCGCCGCCCCACCCGCCCGGGUGGACCUGCCUGAACGGGCCGUCCAGGUGUUCGAGACGGACCCGGUCGGUCACCUCGUCAUCCUGGCCACUGCCAACGCCACGCUGCUCUUCAGUAUUGCAGGCGGCAACACCGGAGGCAGCUUCAGCGUCAACAGCCAGGGCGGCAUCGUGAUCGCCCGCCCGCUGGACUGGGAGACAACGGCCGAGUACACGCUGAACGUCUCCGCCACGGACGGACACCACGUGGUCUUCACGCCGCUGCGGAUCACAGUGCUGGACGUGAACGACCGGGAUCCGGCCGUUCGAGCGCGCCCUGAGACGGAGCACGAGCACGUGCUGACGGUGUCGGUGCGGGACCAGGGCACACCGGCGCGCCGCGACUACGCCCGCCUGCUGGUGCACGUGCGGGACGAGAACGACCACCGUCCGCAGUUCCUCAGCGACCUGGUGGUGGGCCAGGUGCACGAGACGGCGCCGGUCGGCUGGCAAGUGGUCACCGUGCUGGCCACCGACCGCGACCAUGGCCAGAACGCCCGCAUCACCUACUCCAUACUGUCAGGUAACGUGGACAACGCGUUCGCGGUGGACUCGGUGCUGGGUACCAUCUCGGUGGCCAUCGGGCUGGACCAGCGGCGCGCCAGCGAGUACAUCCUAACGGUGCGCGCCAGCGACGCCGGCCGGCCGCCGCUGCACGGCGACGUCCACGUCAACGUACUCGUCACGCUGCCCGACAACGCGCCGCCCCGCUUCGAGAAGGCAGAGUACGGCGCUGAGGUGGAGGAGGACAGGCCUCCGGGCUCCCACGUGCUGGACGUGGUGGCCCACUGCCGGACUUCAGUGACCUACCGUCUGGUGGGAGGCAAUGAGGACGGCUCGUUCCUGCUGAACCCUGGCGCCGGGAUGCUCACCGUCAGCGAGAGACUCGACUACGAGCGCCGCACCUGGUACAACCUGUCCAUACAAGCCGUCAGCAUGGUGGGCGAGGUGGCCCACACGAGCGUCAUCGUGCACGUGCUGGACGUGAACGACAACCGUCCGCGGCUGGCGCGGCCACGUUACGCCGGCCGGGUGCGCGAGUCGGCGCCGGUCGGCUCGGCCGUGCUGGCCGACGACGGCCGGCCGCUGGUGGUGGCCGCUGUGGACCUGGACGACAACAGCAACGGCCGGCUGCUGUUCAGCAUCGUGGAGACGGCCGCCCGCCAGUUCCUGCAGAUCGACCCCGACUCCGGUGCCCUGAGGACCGCCGGCGCGCUGGACCACGAGAGCCGGUCCCAGCUGGAGUUCACGGUGGACGUCUGGGACCGCGGCCAGCCCCGUCUGCAGGCGGCCAGGCCGGCUCGCGUCACCGUCGCCGUGCUUGACGUCAACGAUGAGCCGCCCCGUUUCGCGCACGCGCAGUACAACUUCACCGUGCUGACGCCCAGCUACGACGGCGUGGAGGUCGGCACCGUGCAGGCCUCCGACCCGGACACGCAGAACAUCAGCUACUCGCUGACGGGCGCCGACGCGGCGCUGUUCUCGCUGGCCGCCGACACGGGCUCGCUGCGCCUGCUGCGCGGUGAGACGGUGCCGCCGCUGGCCAACGUGACCGUGCACGCGUCGGACGGGCCGCACCGCGCCGCCGCCCUGGUGCUGGUGCGCAGCCGCCAGGUGGCCAGUCGCGGCCUGGUGUUCUCCAGCGACCAGUUCUACGGCACCGUGCGCGAGAACACGACUCGCGUCGACAUCGUGGCCUCGCUGUCCGUGCGGGGCAACCAGCUGAUGGAGCACCUCGCCUUCCGCAUCCUCAACCCUUCCGAGUACUUCAGCAUCAGCGAGACGGCUGGCGUGGUGCGCACCACGGGUGUGGCGCUGGACCGGGAGCAGCAGGAGCAGCACGUGCUGGCCGUAGAGGUGCGCAGCGACAGGGACGGCCGGGUGGCGCACACGCUGCUGCACGUGACCGUCAUGGACGACAACGACAACCGGCCCGUGUUCGUCAACCAGCCGUAUCACGCCGUCGUGCCCGUCGAGGCCACCGUCGGAGCUCCGGUCACCAAGGUGACGGCGAUCGACGCUGACCUGGGCGACAACGGCCGGGUACACUAUGACCUGCUGCGGGGCAACGGUGACCUGUUCGCUGUGGACCUGCUGAGCGGGGCUGUGACGCUGCGCCGCUCGCCGCGCGGCCUCGACACCGCCUUCAGGCUGGUCGUCACUGCUUACGAUGGAGGCUCCCCUCCCCUCUCCUCGGAGGCGGAGGUACUGGUGACAACCGUGGACGGCAGUCAGCCCCGCUUCUCCCAGCCGCACUACUGGGCCCACGUGGCUGAGUCGGCCGAGCGGCGCACGCCCGUGCUGACGCUGGAGGCGGCUGCCCCGUCCGCCUCCAGCCUGGUGUUCCAGCUCACAGAGCCGGCCGUCGACUCCAUGUUCGACGUAGACUUCACCACCGGCGUUCUGUACGUGGCUGGUGAGCUGGACUACGAGACCCGGCCGCGCUACAAGCUGACGGUGUCGGCCACGGACCGGGUCACGGGGUCAAUGACCUCUGUGCCGGUCACGGUGAACGUCACGGACGUCAACGACAACGCGCCUCAGUUCGAGCGGUCGGUUUACAACGUGACGGCCAGCGAGGCGGCCCACCCCGGCCUGAAGCUGCUGCGCGUGAAGGUCACGGACCGGGACCAGGAGGACGACCAGCCGCUAAGCUUCCGUGUCCAGGAGGCGGACGGCUCGGAGAGCUUCCUGUUCCACAUGACGUCCGACGGCUCCCUGGCCGUCACCAGCUACCUGGACUUCGAGCAGCGGCCGCUGCACCAGCUGGUGAUGACCGUCUCCGACGACGGCUCGCCGCCGCUCACUGGCACCGCGCUGCUCACCGUCAACGUGGAGGACGUGAACGACAACGUGCCGGUGUUCGACCGGGCCAGCUACGCGUGCGAGCUGACGGAGCUGCCGUCUCGGGGGCAGUUUGUCACCAUGGUGAAGGCGCACGACCCGGACCCCACCGACCAGCUCGUCUACCGCAUCGCUGACGGCAACGACCGCCAGCUGUUCUACAUCAACAGGCGCACAGGCGUCAUCACGGUGGCCAAUAUCCGGGCGUUCGAUGAGUCGCCCCAGUACCAGCUGAACAUAACUGCCGCCGACGGUAUUCACCACACCUACGUGCCCCUGACGGUCCGACUGAUGCCCGCUAACAAGCAUGCGCCCGCAUUCGAAAAGGUCGCCUACGAGGUGGACCUGAGUGAAGACGUGGCCAGCGGCACUCCGGUGACCCAGGUCAAGGCAUAUGACCCAGACAGGGGUCCCCUGGGUCAGCGACUGGACCGUGAGACGGUGCCGGUGCUGGAGCUGCCCGUGUGGGCCACGGACGGUGGUCACCGGUCUGAUCACACCACAGUCAAGGUCCGGCUGUCGGACGUCAACGACAACGCGCCCCGCUUCCAGCUGGCUCAGUACCGGGCUGUCGUGGCGGCCAACCUCACGGCCGGAGACGUCAUCUGCAAGGUGACGGCGUACGACUCGGACGAAGGAGAUAACGCCAGGCUCACGUACAGCAUCUUCGAGACGGAGGUGUCGGACAUCAGGAAGGCCUUGGAUAUCGAUUCGGAGACGGGAGAGAUCAUUCUGAUGCAGCGGCCAACUCAGCUGGAGAGUCCGGUGUACCAGUUGUUCGUGCGAGCGACAGAUGGCGGCAGUGAGCGGCUGGUGGCCGACGUCCCAGUGGACGUGGUCGUGUUGCCAGACAGCGAGGGCAUGCCCGUGUUUGACCCGCUGCUGUCGGGGCCACAGGGCGUGUUUCUCACCGAGAGUGACCCAGUUGGUGAGUAA